GGGAGCAACCUGCAGAGAAUCCGCCUCAACUACACCCUGGAGGGAGAAACUUUGCACUGGCUUGCUUGCGCCUUAUAUGUAGCCUGUCGAAAAAGCAUCACACCAACAGUCGGCAAGGGAAUGAUGGAAGGAAAUGGCGUUUCACUGACAAGAAUCCUCCGCUCGUCAAAGUUAAGCCUAAUUCAGUUCUUUAGCAAAAUGAAGAAAUGGGCAGACAUGGCCAACUUGUCCCAAGAAUUCAGGGAACGAGUGGAGCAGCUGGAGAGGAAUUUUGAAGUCUCAACUGUAAUUUUCAAAAAAUUUGAACCUAUAUUUUUGGACAUGUUUCAAAACCGUCAUGAGGAUCAACCUCGUCUUCAGAGAAGUAGAAAACAGCGGCGCCUUCCAUGCAGUGCAACUGAUGCUUUUAGUUUUUGCUGGACCUUAUUUGUAUAUACUAAAGGCAAUUUCCGUAUGAUUGGAGAUGACCUUGUAAAUUCUUACCACCUCUUACUCUGUUGCUUGGACCUCGUGUUUGGAAAUGCUUUACUGUGUCCCAAUAGGAAAGACCUGCUUAAUCCAGGCUUUGAAGGUUUGCCAUCAGAGUUUAGCAGCCAGGACUAUAAGCCCCCAGUGCAACCUCCAUGUAUCAUUGAUAAAUUAUGUGACUUGCAUGAUGGGCUCACAGUAGAAGCAAAAGGCAUCAAGGAGCACUACUGGAAACCUUACAUUAAGAGGCUGUUCGAGAGAAAGAUUCUGAAAGGAAACAGUGAGCUCCUCAUAGGACUUCUGGAUGUCAACAACUUUACAGACAACAACAAAGCAAUAAACAAGGAAUAUGAAGAGUAUGUUCUGACUGUGGGGGAUUUUGACGAGCGGAUAUUUCUGGGAGAAGAUGCUGAUGAGGAAAUUGGGACACCUCGAAAAUCUACAGCAGGCGUUCCAGUUGGCAAACUAUCGGCAAGAAUGCAAGUAGAGUGCAACCUGCAACAGCAUUUUGAAAAGACAAAGUCUUUAGCACCUUCAACACCAUUGACAGGAAGACGGUACCUGAAAGAGAAGGAACCAGUUGUAACACCGGUAUCCUCGGCCACACAAAGCGUGAGUCGUUUACAAUCCGUGGUAAUGGGACUCAAGAACAUUCCUAGCGAGCAUCUGCUACAGAUUUUCAACUCUUGUUCACGGAACCCAACUGAAGCUAUUACAGCACGAGUGAAAGAGAUGGGUGAGACUUUCUGCCAGCGCUACACCCAGCCUGUGGAAAACCAGGCUGGUUCUCAUAUAGAUUUUGCCAUCAAACGGUUGUGGCUUGCUGAAAUCUUGUAUUGGAAAAUCCUGGAGACAGUGAUGGUGCAGGAAAGUCGUCGAAACACUGGGAAAGACAUGACUGUGUUGCUCGAGCAAGAUAUUUUUCAUCGCUCUCUGAUGGCUUGCUGCCUGGAGAUAGUUCUCUCCUCCUAUAGUUCCCAGCGUACCUUCCCAUGGAUUAUCGACAUCCUAAAUCUUAGUCCCUUUUACUUCUACAAGGUGAUAGAAGUGUUAAUUCGGGCAGAAGAGGGUCUUUCCCGUGAUAUGGUGAAACACCUCAACAAUAUUGAAGAGCAGAUUUUGGAGAGCCGGGCUUGGAGCCAUGACUCAGCUCUUUGGAAAGCUCUGCUUGGAGCAGACAAUAAGGUUCCAACGUGUGAAGAGGUGACCUUUCCUUCCAACUUUGAAACUGGUAAUGGAGGUCCCACCUACCUGCCAAUGAUGCCAAUGUCUCCUAUAAUGCACCCUCGAGUAAAGGAAGUCCGGACAGACAUUGCUGGGACCUUCAACAAACGUGAUAUUCCUCCUCCGGCGUCACCGCUGUCCGUCCAUGAUCGGUUCACCUCUCCCUCUGCGGGAAGUGCUAAAAGAAGACUCUUUGGUGAUGACAAUUCAAUGGACACUCAUGUGAAUAUUGCACAGAAUAAGAUCAAUGUCACCCAGUCAGCUGGGCUGAGGAUUAUUCAGGCACAAAGUAUAGCCAAUGAAAACAUUACCCUCUCUCCUGGGCAGACUGUAGUAACCAUGGCAACAGCUACUGUAACAGCAACCAAUGGUCAAACACUAGCUAUACCUGUGCAAGGUAUUGCAAAUGAGACUGGGGGGAUCACCUUCAUCCCACUCCAGAUGAAUGUAUCCCCACAAGCACAAGUUGUAGAAGAAACCAUUCAAGUCCCCCUCUCUGCCCAGACUUUAAUCAACUCUUCUCCAAAACGAAUGGGAAUUGGAACAGUACAGGAGCCUCAGGUAGUAGCAGUCAAUAAACCGAAGAAGACUGGUUCACUGGCAUUGUUCUUCAGAAAGGUAUAUCAUCUGGCCAGUGUCCGUCUGCGUGACUUGUGUCUAAAACUGGAUGUGUCUGCAGAGCUUCGUAGGAAGAUCUGGACUUGCUUUGAAUAUUCUUUGGUGCAUUGCACAGAUUUGAUGGCAGACAGACACCUUGAUCAGCUCCUCCUCUGUGCUGUCUACAUAAUGGCUAAGGUUACUAAAGAGGACAAGUCUUUCACAGAUAUAAUGAAAUGUUACAGAAGCCAACCCCAAGCCAAUAGCCAUGUGUACAGAAGUGUUCUCCUUAAAGAAGGGAGAUGGUUGAGGAUGACAGGUAUUGAUGAGCACACAGGGGAAGAUGAAAACAUGGAAGAGCAGAUGCCCAGUAGUGAUGAUCCUAGCUCAAAGAACAACAGUGCACAUCGUCCUGGCGAGGCAAGCAACCCUCCAGUGUCUGCAACUAGAUUGUCCAACAAGUAUCCUGCAGCAAUGGAGGAAGAGCGGGGUGAUCUCAUUAAGUUCUAUAAUGGUAUCUAUGUGAACAGGAUUAAAGAGUUUGCACUGAAGUACUCCAAUGUGAAACUGGAGUGUGGGGUGGAAGCUCCGCCAUUGUCACCUUUUCCAAAUGUUAAACCCCAUCCUAUAUCUCCACGACGGAUAUCACAGCGACAUGCGGUCUAUAUCUCCCCUCACAAGAAUGGCACCUCCCUCACACCGCGCACAGCCAUGAUGUACAGAUUUAACCGGAGCCCAUCAAAGAAUCUCAGGGAUAUCAACUGUAUGAUCAAACAGGGCGAGCGGCUUAGCAGGAAGCGGGCGUUCACCAUGGAAAGUGACAGCGAGUCUCCAGCAAAAUGUCUCUGCCAAGAAAACGAUGACAUUUUGUUAAAGCGACUGCAGGAUGUCGUCAGCGAGCGGGCAAACCGCUGAAAGCAAUGCCGCACAACAUAACGCUUGUUCUGCUUAGGGUUUAUUAUGUAGCGUUCCUAGGAUCAGAUUUGUAUGAGAAUAUAGAGUAUUAUUAUGUGUAGAAAUCCUAGAAACCUGCCACAUUCAGCCAUCAGGCUGGGCAUAGCCACCAGACCCCUGUGUACAUCUUUUCCCUUAAAUCAGUUAUUCAUUGAGAAUAGACAUUGAAUACAAGGGUCAUAGGCUACUAAAAUGUCUCCAAAUCAAUCAUCAGAAAUCUCACUCUCUGGGCGUGCUGUGUGUGCAACUGUUAGUCAAGAGCAAGGAAUCAGCAUUUCAUACCAGUGCCAGUUUCACAGUUGCCUGAAGUAUGCUUUGACCUUGAAUGCAGUUAAAUAAUAGUUUCAGACGUCAGAAAGAGAGCCUUUGGGAUAUCUGUAGCUUAGCUUGGCCGGCAUGUUUCAGUGAUUGGUUUGGAUUUAGAUUGCUGGCAGUUAUUGUAGGUACAAGGAAGUUUCACAAAGCUAACAUUUUAUAAUUAUGUGUGAUUAUUUUUGUGAUGGGGGAUCAAGUAAAUAAAAACUUAACCAAACUGAGACAGCCUAGCAGCUUCUCAGCAAAGUGCUAUAAUUCACCAACACCACCUGAUGCCAUGAAUUCUCAGAGAGUGGAAUGCACUUUAUAAUUCCUGUCCCCUAGAAUAGCUGCAGUGUUCCACUUCACUUAUUAUGGAGCUGAAUGACUCUCCGUACUGACAGCCUACUCACCUACAGUGAACACAGUUGCACUAAUCUCCCAAUGUGUUGCCCAGAAGGUGCCUUAGAGCAGUGGAUUAAUAGAAUCUGGAGCCUUUUGUGCAAGUUUUAUGCUUGUUUAAUGGAGGGAUCCUGGUGCUGGGGAAGUGGAACAGUUUCCAUUUUGGACACCCUGUUCCAGCUCCAACCAUCUUCCAAGUCAGGUAAAACACCAGUGCAGAGUUACGCUCUCUCCUGUUUGUCCCAAUUUAUUGCAGCACCAAUCUCAGGAGAGCACCUUACUGCAUCAGUGUGACAUUUUCUCAUUUCACAUAGCCUCCAUCCUGUGGCCCCUGAGACUGUCAGUAUUAGUGCCAGUCAGUGACAUCAGCUAUAAAGUGCCUUAUUGCCAUCACUACAUUGACUGAUUCUUUUAAGUUUAGCUGAGGUGGGUGGGCAUGAAUAAAGCACUCAUUCCAGUUUACCUUGAAUUUGUAAUCUUUACUGAGAAUUUUAGUUGUUAAUUUUAGUUCCGACUUUAACCAGGAGUAGUAUAGACCAUAGAAAACGCAAUGCAGUUGGGAGGUGGUAUUAGAAUUUUCACGAAUCUGUUUUUCGCUGGGUUUCUGCCUGAAGAGGGAUUGUGAGGAACAGCCUUUCCAGUAAACCUGAUGCCUUGCUGAAUUUUCUUGCCAGUCUGUUGCCCCUUUUCUCCUGUCUUGGUGAGAAUAGUGUAUUUUUCUAUCUGCCUUUAAAAUUUUAAAUGCACAUCUGUAUCCAUGUGGACUUUGGCAUUUACACCCCUCGAUAUUUUAAAAUCUUGUAGCCAUAGUUGCCAAAACCUCUACAUGUCCCAAGGAUACUAUUUGUGUGUUGCAGAAAGCAUUAACAUAUCACAUUUUCAUAGAUGUGACACUCACUUUCUCCCAGUGAUGGUGAUCUUGUGCUAAUGAAGCAUCAGGUUAUAUCCCGGGCAAUCUAAGUGGUACAGUGAGAUUAAACAUUGUCCUGUCACCUGCAAAUUGCAUUUGAAUGUAACCCCAGAUAAGAGGAAAUACCCUGUUUUCUAUUUUUAAUGAAUUUGGGCAGUUUCAGUUCUUCUGCAUCCACAGCUCAAAACUGCCCCUAAAUUGACAGUUUUGAUCAGAUCACAAAGUUGACAGAUAAUUUUUUGCUUUACCUAACCCAAUGUCCAUCACAUGGGCCAUAGGAGUUCAAGAAGGCAGCUCACCACCACCUUCUCAAGGGCAAUAAGGGAUGGGCCGUAAAUGCUGGCCAGCGAUACUCACACCUCAUGAAAGAAUUUUUUAAAAUGUGGAAGCGCAUCGCAAGUUUAAGAGCCUCCAAGUCCAGUUACUGUGGAAUCCAUUUCAGUAAAAAUAUGUGUUUGCCUGAUACAGAAUGCAAACUCUCCCUGGAGAGACACACCCCACUUACCCAGGUUGUAAAGCUAUCAUAGUCAUUAACUAAUGAUAAGGUAGGGGAAAAAGAUUCAAUUGUAGUUUUUAACAGGGAAUUGGAUAAACACUUGAAGGAGGGAAAACCUGCAGGGAUACAGAGAAAGAACUAGGGUUGGUCUUCAAAAGAGCAGGUGCAGAUUCAAUGGGCCGAAUGCCUCCUGCACUUUGAUUCUAUGAAUUGAAACAGUUCUGCUGGAGCAUUGAUAUAAUUCUCACUGUUGCUGCAACUACCAUUCCCCCACACCCCAUUAAGGCAUUGACUUGGUCUCAUCCUUGUCAUUCAAUUAGUGAGCCAGUUUGGCUGGCUGGCCAUUCUUCCAACAGUAACUCUUUCAGAGUCAAACAAUUAAACUAAAUUAACAAAAUGAGGGAUAAAGUAAACACAGCCCCUAAGUUAGGUUAGCUGUAAAACCAAAGACAAAGUUUAAAUAAAACUUGCAAACAUAAAAUCAAAAUGUGAUUAAGAGGGUCAUUAAAGCACCUCAGACCCCCCCACCCCACCCCCGGAGCCCACCAGGCACGAAAGGCCUCGACAGUGCCGGCAGACACCGAUGCAUCCAACAGUAUGCAGACCUGCCUUUCUGACCAAUUGAAGUAUCCAAUUACUGAGUCAAUCACAGAGACUGGACCAGAUUCUAAAAAGACUGUUACCGCUCUCAUACCUCAAGGUUUAGGAAAUAAUAAGUGUCACAUUGCUGCUGUGCAGAGGUACAAUGUUGGACAGAACAGAGAGAGCUUUAUUGUGAAUCAAACCAAAGUUUUAUCUGACCUGAUAUUAGUGAGCAGAAAAAUUCAUAAGAGAUAUUAAAUAUGUUUGAAACAAUAAGGAUCCUUACUGGUGCUAUUUUCAAACAGUGGGUAACAUUUUGGGCCACACUAGAUUAUUAGCUGAGUUUAAGAAAUUCACUAAUAACCUAAAGUCAAUAGUAUUAAGAAUACACAGCAGGCCAGUCAGUUUCUGAAAGAGAAAGAUAGGUUAAUACUUCAGGUGUAGACCUUCAUAUAUCAGUGGUGCUUUGUUCACUCCCUUAUAUUACUAAUCCCUCCUUGACCGCGCACAGAAAAGACUCCAGUGUUAUCCCAUUAUUCCACAGAUACUUGAUUUUAUCUAUAUUUGUAGGGUGUUACAGCUUUCAAUUGACUUUCUGACCAGCAGCAAUGAGUGCUCCAUCUCUAGAGGGUUCUCCAAGGAUUUCUAAGUGACUCCUGCAAGGUCUGUGUGUUUAUCACUAUUGCGAUAAGCUACGGUGAUUUAAUAUAUAUAUUGUGUAGCAUCUACACGCGCCUUUCUCUCCUUUCUACAUAUAUUUUCUGUUGCGAAAAAGAGGGUGGGAGUUGUCAUUAUCAUGUAUAUUUGUAUAGAGCUUAAGUUUUAGAUUAUCCUAUGCAUUAAUAUUUGUACUUUGAAUGCUUUGUGUAUGGAACUAAGAGACAAUUUCAGUUUUUAUGUGAGAAAGAAAAUGUUAAGGAAAUUAUCAAUUCUGAUUUAUUUUUUUCUUGCCCAGGAUUUUAGGUUUUUUUUAAGGAAUUGUUUUAAUCCUCUCUGAACAUUAACAGCUAGCUUAUCACUUCCAGCUAUGUCCCUAGACCAGAGGGGAGUUUGGAGGAGAGGGCAGCCAGAUGAGGAACUCCUAACUUCUCUCCCUUACUUCUGCUGGGAGGAUAGUCUCCACUGCACAGCAGCUCAACUUCAAACACUCAAUCUGGUGAGGCAGUCCGUUGUUUGGCAGUGAAGUUCCUUAUAUCAGUUUUACUUCUGGGUUCUACAGAUGGGCAGUGGGGAGAACAUUUCCGGGAGGUAGUUAUAUGUUUGCAACGUCCUAAAUAUAUAGGUGUAGAAUUUCUAUGGGUUUUCCUGAUCAUCAUAACUGCGACAGAAAUCCCAUAGGAAUGGCAUGAAUUGCACUGUUUCAACAAGAUUUCUGUCAACAUUUGCAGGAGAUUGGGGGAAAUUCCCAUUGAAAUUCUACCGUCUGAUAUCCAGAGAGCUAUGUGAUAAAUGGUAAUGAUCAUUAAUCCAGUUAUUGGACAAAAUCUUGCUGUUGUACUUAUAGCGUUGCUAACAUAUAGCUGCCAGAGGAACUCAUCCCCUCUUCCUCCAACUUAUAGUGAGCUGAGGAAUUUUCUCAAUUCCCCCCACCGCUGCCCACCAGGAAUUGACAGCUUGUAGUGUGAUGUACUGGGCUUCCGAUGAGAAAAAUGGCCAAACAAUGAGGAGAAGUGGGAGAUUGUAUUUUAUUGAAUACUAAAACAUCUUAUGAUGACUUUCAAAGAUUUCCAUUUAGUGUAAAGUGCACUUUUUACCUGUGUGUGACAGAAGUGACACUGCCAGCUUAAAUAUAUCUUCUAUUUUUGGGACUUCGUUUUAAUAAAAGAAAAAAUAUUUACCACCA
Molecule: messenger RNA, 7770 nt
Organism: Carcharodon carcharias (great white shark)
Lineage: Eukaryota; Metazoa; Chordata; Chondrichthyes; Lamniformes; Lamnidae
Gene: rbl1
Product: retinoblastoma-like 1 (p107)
Exons: 22
Coding region: 121-3204 (1027 amino acids)
Biological process (GO): negative regulation of G1/S transition of mitotic cell cycle; cell differentiation; regulation of transcription by RNA polymerase II
Cellular component (GO): chromatin; nucleus; transcription regulator complex
Molecular function (GO): RNA polymerase II transcription regulatory region sequence-specific DNA binding
Source: RefSeq, a predicted model, not a curated record